CAUAAGUUCAAGGUACCAAAAUUUGAAAAAUAUGAUGGUACAAAGUGCCCCAAAACCCAUAUCACCAUGUAUUGCAGGAAGAUGGCAGCUCAUGCACAGGAUGAGAAACUCUUGAUGCAUGUUUUUCAAGACAGUCUUACUGGUUCUGCGGCCAGAUGGUAUGUUCAACUGGACAGGACUCGCAUUCGCUCUUGGAGCGAUAUGGCGCAUGACUUUAUCAGUCAAUACCGACAUAUCAUCGAUUUGGCUCCAGAUCGUUUGUCUUUACAGAAUCUGGAGAAAAAGACAAACGAAUCUUUUAAAGAGUAUGCCCAGAGGUGGAGAGAUAUUGCUUCUCAGGUACAGCCUCCUCUGACCGAGAAAGAAACUACAGUGCUAUUUGUUAGCACUUUAAAACCUCCCUAUUAUGAAAAGAUGAUAGGGAAUGCAACAAAGAAUUUUGCCGAUAUGGUAAUUUCAGGAGAAAUCAUUGAAAGUGCCAUCAAGAAUGGCAAGCUAGAAGGGAAUGAAGCAUCUAGCAAAAGAAUCCCAAAGAAAAAAGAAACUGAAGCUCAGGCUGUGAGCUUUGAUAGACAGCAACUUAGGGGUUAUUCGCCCUACCCCCCACCAGAAUAUCUGCCCUAUCACCCCACUGUAAAUAACACUUCUUUUCACCCAUACCAACCAUCAUACCCCCAAACCUAUCAAACCUCUCAUAGACCCCAAAACACCAUGUACAGUUCUAACAUUCAACCCACCCCAAAACCACAAAUUCGCCCAACUAACCCUGCUGGUGGCUCGCGGGAGCAACGAACCACUCGCGAAAGACCUAUUUUUGACCCUAUUCCCAUGACCUAUACGGAAUUAUACAAGGAGCUCUACAACAAUCAUUUGAUUGCUCCAAGUAAAUUGGAACCCCUCAAGCCACCUUACCCUAAGUGGUAUGAUCCCACUGCCCACUGUGACUACCAUUAUGGGAAAGAAGUGGUAGAUAUUAAGACACCUCUCGAUCAGUUGUUUGAUGUCUUACGAAAAGCAGACAUGAUGCAACUGGUAAGUCCACACAGCUAUCAUGGAGCAUAUAUAGCUGGUACUAGUUGUAAGUAUCAUAGUGGGGCAAGAGGCCACUCCAUUGAGACCUGCCUGAAAGCUGUUCCCAAACCAGUGACAAUUCGGUGUGGAAACAAACCAAAAUCAGUCAUAGACAAGCUCCUCCCUAGGCCGGUAACUUUUAAAGUCCCAACUCCUUUCCCAUACAAAGAUGAUAAAGCUGUACCCUGGAGAUAUGGAUGUGACGCUGUAGUGCAGGGGCAAAAAGAAGAGGUCUCCAAAGCCGAUGCUUCUAACAUUACUGGUGUAGGAGGCAUUACUCGAAGUGGGAGAUGUUACACCCCAGAAAUGCUAGAGAAGGCUAGAAGAGAGAAGGCUAAAGAAGGAGAAAGACGAAAUAAUCCAGAGAUAGAGCCUGAAGAAGAUCAGCCAAAGCCAGUAUCAGAAAGGGAGGUUUGUGAAUUCCUGAAGCUGGUAAAACAUAGUGAAUAUUCAGUUGUGGAACAGUUGAAUAAAAUGCCAGCUCGAAUCUCAUUGUUAUCACUGUUGCUGAAUUCAGAGCCACAUCGAAAUGCCUUGCUGAAAGUGUUGAAUCAGGCAUACGUGGCACAUAACGUGUCUGUCGAAUAUGUGAAUCACUUGGCUGGAAACUUAGUCAUGCCAAAUCACAUUUCAUUCAGUGAUGAUGAGAUUUCUUUGGAGGGAAAGAGAAAUGCUAAGGCCUUGCAUAUCACAGUAAAGUGCCAGAGCCAUAUCAUAGCUAAAGUCCUUAUCGAUAAUGGUUCUGCCAUCAAUGUCAUGCCUAUGUCAACUUUGGCAAGGCUACCCAUCGAUUAUUCUCAUAUGCGAGAUAGUCAGAUGAUUGUGAGAGCCUUUGAUGGAACCAGAAAAGAAGUCCUGGGGGAUAUUGAGAUGCCCUUACAAAUUGGGCCGUGCACCUUCAAUAUAACAUUUCAAGUGAUGGAUAUCUCUCCAUCCUACAGCUGUCUGUUAGGAAGGCCAUGGAUUCACAUGGCAGGAGCUGUACCCUCUACUUUGCAUCAAAAGAUCAAAUAAUGUGAAGGUCAAUUAGUAGUGGUAGUUGGGGAGGAAGACAUGCUAGUGACCCAACCAUUGAACACUCCAUAUGUAGAGGCUACCGAAGAAGCAUUGGAGUGCUCCUAUCGAUCUUUUGAAUUGGUCAAUACUGUAGGUGAAGGAUUUCAAAGUCAGCCUUUUUCAAAGAUAGUGGUGAGCCAAGUCAUCAACAAAGGCUGGUGUCCAGGACUUGGGCUAGGCAAAAAUUUGCAGGGAAUUAAAGAACCUCCGACAAUAGCAGACAAUAGCGACAGGGCAGGCUUAGGAUAUGAGAUGGCAGAGUGGGAAGUCAAAAGAAGGCCAUCAAGAAAGACAGCAAGACUGAUGUUUAUCCCACACUUGUACGAAACCUUCAGACCUGGAGGAUUUAUGAACCCAGGUGCAAAGAAAAGUGUGGAAGAGGACUUUGCCCAGUUAGCCAUUAAUGCUGUUGAAGAUGAAGUGGAGUUCAACAAAGAAGAAUGGGUUCGCCUUUGUCCACAAGACUAUGAGCUGAACAAUUGGAGUGCCAUUGAAAUGCCUCUAACUUUUGAUUUUGAUAAAAAUGUAAUUGUGACAUCUCAAUACUUUGAGAAUUCAAUCAAUACUGAUGAACUUGAUAAUGAAGAGAAUUCUGAAGAAUAUGUUAUGCCUCCGGACCUAAUGAGGAUGAUUGAACAAGAGAAUAAGCCAAUUGAGCCUCAUCAGGAGGUAGUGGACUUAGUGAAUCUAGGAGAUGAAGAGAAUAAAAAAGAGGUCAGAAUGGGUACUUCACUUACAUCUGAAGAUAGGCAACGGUUGGCAGAUCUACUUUGUGAAUUUGUAGAUAUAUUCGCUUGGUCUUACCAGGAUAUGCCAGGACUGAGCACAGGGAUAGUGGAGCACAGAUUGCCCCUAAAGCCAGAAUGUAAGCCAGUUCAGCAAAAACUGAGACGGAUGAAGCCCGAAAUGCUGCUAAAGAUUAAAGAGGAGGUGAAGAAACAAUUCGAUGCAGGUUUUCUACAAGUGGCCAAGUAUCCAGAAUGGGUAGCCAAUAUAGUCCCAGUUCCUAAGAAAGAUGGAAAAGUACGAAUGUGUGUAGACUAUCGGGAUUUGAAUAAGGCUAGCCCAAAGGAUAACUUUCCUUUGCCUCAUAUCGACACGCUGGUAGAUAACACAGCUAAGCAUUCGAUUUUCUCUUUUAUGGAUGGUUUCUCGGGGUACAAUCAGAUAAAAAUGGCUGCAGAUGAUAUGGAAAAGACUACUUUUGUGACCAUGUGGGGAACUUUCUGCUACAAAGUCAUGCCUUUUGGGUUAAAGAAUGCUGGGGCAACAUAUCAAAGGGCCAUGGUAACACUCUUCCAUGACAUGAUGCAUAAAGAGAUAGAGGUGUAUGUAGAUGAUAUGAUUGCAAAGUCUUGUGAGGGUGAAGAUCAUGUUACUAGCCUCAGAAAGUUAUUUGAGAGGUUAAGGAAAUUUCAGCUCAAAUUAAACCCAGCCAAGUGCACCUUUGGGGUAAGGUCAGGAAAGUUGCUAGGCUUUGUGGUCAGUGAAAGAGGAAUUGAAGUUGAUCCCGAUAAGAUACAGGCCAUCCAAAAUUUGUCACCUCCCAGCACGCCAAGAGAAGUUCGAGGUUUUCUGGGGAGAUUGAACUACAUCUCUCGGUUUAUCUCUCAGCUUACUUACAAAUGUGAUCCCAUAUUUAAGCUUCUCCGUAAGAAUAAUCCUGGGAAAUGGAACGAAGAAUGUCAAGAGGCAUUUGAUAAAAUUAAGCAGUAUUUAUCGAACCCUCCAAUAUUGGUGCCACCUGUUCCAGGAAGACCUUUAAUUCUGUACCUAACUGUAAAUGAAAAUUCAAUGGGAUGUGUGCUGGGGCAGCAAGAUGAAGCUAGCCGAAAGGAGAGAGCUACUUACUAUCUGAGUAAAAAGUUCACGGAAUAUGAAUCCAAGUAUUCUUCAUUGGAGAAAAUGUGUUGUGCAUUAGCGUGGACUGCCAAAAGACUCAGACAGUAUAUGCUUUAUCACACUACGUGGCUCAUAGCAAAAUUGGAUCCAAUUAAGUAUAUCUUCGAGAAGCCUUCUUUGUCAGGAAGAAUCGCUAGAUGGCAAGUAAUGCUCUCAGAAUAUGACAUUAUAUAUGUGAGCCAAAAAGCAAUAAAAGGAGGCGCUAUAGCAGAAUUUCUUGCAGAUCGUGCUACUGAAGAGUAUGAGCCGAUGAAGCUGGAAUUCCCUGACGAAGACUUAAUGACUAUUUCCCGACUGGAGGAAAGGGAGCAUAUGGAAAGAUGUUGGAGAAUGUACUUUGAUGGAGCUGCUAACGCCUUGGGGCAUGGAAUUGGGGCAAUUUUGAUUUCUCCAGAAGAACAAUACUAUCCUGUAACAGCGAGGUUAAAUUUUAAUUGCACAAAUAACAUCGCUGAGUAUGAGGCAUGUGUCAUGGGCCUGCAAGCUGCUAUAGAAAGAAGAGUGAAAGUACUGAAAGUAUUUGGAGACUCAGCUCUAGUCAUAUACCAGUUGAAAGGAGAAUGGGAGACGAGAGAUUCAAAACUCGUUCCGUAUCAUAAGUAUAUUCUAGAGCUGACAAAACAAUUUGAAGAUGUCCAGUUCGAUCACUUACCCCGGGAAGAGAAUGUGAUUGCUGAUGCAUUGGCUACUCUGGCCGCGAUGAUUCGAAUUAAUCAUAAUACGGACAUUCAGCCCAUCAAGUUAGAUGUUAAGGAUAUACCAGCGUAUUGUUCUAAUGUAGAGGGGGAAAGAGAUGGAAAACCCUGGUAUUAUGACAUCUUACAGUAUGUCAAGGAUCAGCAGUAUCCAGUUCAUGCAACAGAAAAUGAUAAAAGGGUCAUCCGAAGAUUGGCUAUGAGCUUUUUCCUGGAUGGGGAUGUCCUGUACAAAAGAAGUAAAGAUAAAGUAUUAUUGAGGUGUGUAGAUGAGACUGAAGCGAAGAAAAUCAUUAAAGAGGUGCAUGAGGGAAUAUGUGGGGCACAUGCUAGUGGACAUAUGAUGGCAAGACAGAUCAUGAGAGCGGGAUAUUACUGGUUGACGAUGGAGAAUGAUUGCAUCGACUAUGCUCGUAAAUGUCAUAAAUGCCAGAUAUAUGCUGAUAAGAUCCUUGCUCCACCAUCUGCUUUACAUGUUAUGGCACCAUCAUGGCCAUUUUCAAUGUGGGGCAUGGAUGUCAUUGGUCCAAUCACUCCAAAAGCUUCUAACCGGCACAGAUUCAUUUUUGUGAUGAUAGAUUACUUCACAAAGUGGGUGGAAGCAGCAUCAUAUGCAAAUGUGACACGCUCCGUGGUUUGCAAGUUCAUAAAGAAAGAGAUCAUUUGUAGAUAUGGACUUCCGGAGAGAAUUAUUUCAGACAAUGCCAAGAAUCUAAAUAGUAAGAUGAUGCAAGAAAUAUGUGCUCAAUACAAGAUCAAGCAUCAUAACUCGGCACCUUAUCGUCCGAAAAUGAAUGGAGCAGUUGAGGCAGCCAAUAAGAACAUAAAGAGGAUUCUGGAGAAGAUGACCGAGACUUACAAAGAUUGGCAUGAGAAGUUGCCAUUUGCCUUGCUUGCAUAUCGAACGUCAGUUCGCACCUCUACUGGGGCAACCCCAUUUUCUUUGGUUUAUGGGAUGGAAGCUGUACUACCAGUGGAAGUAGAGAUCCCCUCUUUGAGAGUCUUAAAAGAAGUUGAGUUGGAAGAGGCUGAAUGGAUUCGAGAACGUUAUGAGCAGUUAAAUUUCAUAGAAGAAAAGAGAUUGACUGCACUGUGCCAUGGUCAGUUAUACCAAAGAAGAAUGAUGAGGGCUCAUGAUAAGAAGACUCGGCCUCGUUGCUUUCGAGAAGGAGAGUUGGUUUUGAAAAGAAUUCUCCCAAUCCAGCACGAUAGUAGAGGAAAAUGGACUCCGAAUUGGGAAGGGCCGUAUGUGGUGAAACGGGCUUUUUCGGGUGGAGCAUUGAUACUGACUGAGAUGGAUGGAAACGAUUUACCCCAUCCUGUAAAUUCUGAUGCUGUGAAGAAAUACUAUGCUUGA
Durio zibethinus is the source of this 6081-nucleotide messenger RNA. NCBI's taxonomy places the organism in Eukaryota, Viridiplantae, Streptophyta, Magnoliopsida, Malvales, Malvaceae. The record is from RefSeq and is a predicted model, not a curated record.